UUUCACCAAAAAAAGAAAAAGAAAGAAAGAAGCGAAUGCAAAGUCCGAGUUCGGAGUUCUGACCCCGACACUCUCUUUUGCAUACUUUCUCUCUCUCUCUCUCGCACACACACACAGCUCUGGUGCUUUCUUUUUGGUUUCUAUUGUUUCAUCCAAAUUCUUGUCCUUGAUAAAAUCGUUCUGCUCUGUUUUUUUUAUUUUCCUUCAUACACAAUAAUUCGCAUUUGGCAAAGCUCCUUAUCUAGUCCCAACUCAACUCAAUCGAGUCCAACCCAGUUCAGCAAGUUGCACAGGGAGGGCUUUCUUCAUAGUUCUUCAAACCUUUACAUUCGGGUUAUAUACUCUUGCUAGAUAUUGAAGAGGUGUGUGUAAAGAACUGCAAAAUGGUGAUUAAAAUGCUUCUGCAAAACCUUAAUUAUAGUAAUCAUCGAGUGCAUGCUCUGCUGCCCCUUCAGUACUUUAUUCGAAACUUUUCACUCUGGUCAAUGAAAAAGGAUCCAGAUCUCGAGUUGGCUCUGUCUAGAAAUCGUCGAUGGAUAGUCAAUAAUCAGAUCAAGAACAUAAUUCUUCGAUGCCCAAACCAGGCAGCAUCUGUGAAAUUCCUGCAGAAGAAAUUCAAGACCCUUGAUCUCCAAGGAAAAGCUAUAAAUUGGCUUAAAAAAUACCCGUGCUGCUUUGAAGUUUAUCUUGUUGGUGACGAGUACUAUUGCCGGCUAACAAAACGGAUGAUGUUUUUGAUAGAAGAGGAAGAAUCUGUCAAAGAUAAUCAGGAACCGAUAUUUGUUGAUAGAUUGGCAAAGUUGCUUAUGAUGAGCUUGAAUCAUAGACUCAAUGUUAUGAAACUUAAUGAAUUAAAGAGAAACUUUGGUUUUCCAGAUGACUAUCUAAUUAGAAUUGUGCCGAAGUACUCGGAUAUGUUCCGGAUAGUUAAUUAUAGUGGGAGACGGAGUUCAAUGGAAAUUGAACUGGUUUCUUGGAACCCUGAUUUAGCAGUUUCCACAAUUGAAGCCUCUGCUCGGAAGCAUGGUUCUCAGCCAUGUUUUUCAUGUUCAUUGCCCUCAACUUGGGUGAAGUCAUGGGAAAGGUUUCAUGAAUUUAAUGCAUCUCCUUAUAUUUCGCCCUACUUGGACCCCAGAGGUUUAUUGGAGGGAUCGAAGGAGUCGGAGAAGAGGACUGUGGGCAUGGUGCACGAGUUAUUGUCAUUGACACUGUGGAAGAAAGUGUCAAUAGUGAAGCUAGGCCAUUUUAGGAGAGAGUUUGGCAUGCCAGAGAAAUUGAAUGUUCUGCUGCUUAAGCACCCUGGCAUAUUUUAUGUUUCAAAUAAGUAUCAAAUAUAUACUGUACUUCUUAGAGAGGGAUAUAAUGGGUCAGAACUAAUAGAUAAAGAUCCUCUAGUUGUUGUGAAGGAAAGAUUUGGGGAGCUAAUGCAGGAGGGACUUCAUGAAUAUAAUAAGAGGCACUAUUUGGUGAAUUUAGAGAAGAGAAAGAAAGACAUGGUUUUAGGUAGAUUAAACAAAAGCAAGGAUAGAAACUCUGAAAUGUCUGAAAAUGAUGACCAGGGAGACAAGUUAGGAGGUCUGUUUGACCCAGAAGAAAGAAAACGGUUUUAUAAAAUUCUCUUUGAUGAGGUUGUUCCAUAAACUUCAAUGGAGAUUUGAAGUACUAGAUGAGGGAUUGAGUGAUGAUGAUGAGGGUGGUGGUCAAAGGUAACUCUCUUUUUAUUGACUCCAAUCCACUCAAUGUCAAAAUUCUGUUUAGAUACUUCAAUGUUAUCUUUUCUGUCACAUUAUUUUGUAUGAUUACAUGGCUUAUUAUGCAUGCUACUUGAUUCAUGUGGAGAAUUCUCUUAUGUCUUGAUGAUUUUAAGAUUAUGGAGUGAUCUUGAGUUUAUUGGCUUUCUGAUAGUUUCUCCUGGCACAAACAAAUUAGAUUUAGUUUUUUUGAUAAGUAACCAAAAACAAAUUAGAUUUAGUUAUAGAGAAUUAUCGUUCCCUAGAUGAAUAUCUUUAUGUAUUGAAGCCCUCAAGGUCAUCUGUGAUGAACUAGCUGCUAUACACAAACCUGUUGAUGAUGCAGACAAAGUCUACUGGGCCCUCAAUGGACUUGGAAGCAAGUAUGACAACCUUGUCAUAGCCAUGCAGGUAAGAUCUCCUUUACCAUCUUUUGAAUAGUUUGUUAAUCUCUUGUCAAUCUGUGAAAGAAGACAAGAAAAUCACAGCUUGAAUGAAAAUAAAGCAUUGUUUGCUCAAUCUCAAAAUAGAGGUCAACGGUCUUCAAACAGUUGUAGUCAAGGAUAUUGUGGAGGUGGCAACUUUAAUCCAAAUGGACAGCUUUACUCAAUCUCACUACAGUUGGGCUCAACAGCCUACUUCUUGAGGCACCUUGAAAGGACUAGUUGGACAAACACAACAAUGUACUCAACAGCUGAAUCACAAUGCUCAAAAGGACAUGGCUUUACUCAAUCUCACUACACUUGGGCUCAACAGCCUACUUCUUAGGUACCUCGAAAAGAAUAGUUGGACAAACACAACAACGUAUUCAACAGCUGAAUCACAAUGCUCAAAAGCAAAAGGUGAUUGUUAUACAUCAAAUAUGUGAGAAACCGGGACAUAAAGCUAUCAGUUGUUGAAAUAGAUACAAUCAUGCCUAUCAAGAUGAAGAGAUCCCCAUAAGCCGUGGCAGUAAUGGCUUUCUCUGAUCCACAAGAUCUUGAAUGGAUUCCUAGGUCAGUAAUGUGCAACCUCUCUG
Quercus lobata is the source of this 2748-nucleotide messenger RNA. RefSeq names its product Ubiquitin carboxyl-terminal hydrolase family protein. Gene Ontology annotation, molecular function: RNA binding. The coding region runs from base 384 to 1640 and encodes 418 amino acids. The transcript has 3 exons. NCBI's taxonomy places the organism in Eukaryota, Viridiplantae, Streptophyta, Magnoliopsida, Fagales, Fagaceae. The record is from RefSeq and is a predicted model, not a curated record.